CGGCCACUGCCGGCCGGCCUCGGGGCGCCGGCUGAUAGGGAAGUACGGCGAGUGCCCCCCGCCCCGGAGGAUCCCCCUGAAGCCCUGCGACAGCUUGUGCUCCUCGGACGCGGACUGCCCGGGCAGCGAGCGCUGCUGCAGAACCAGCUGCGGACGGGAGUGCCGGCUCCCCACGGGAGCCAAACCAGGCGUCUGCCCCAAGAGAAAGGUGCUGCAGACCUUCGCCCCUGCAACAGCUCCUGCAGCGAUGACACCGACUGUCCCCGCCACGAGAAGUGCUGCUUCACGGGCUGCGGCCGCGGCUGCCUGCCUCCGGACAGAGGUACCGCAGCCCCGCUCCUGCCCGCUGGCUGGGGCCACUGGCUGGGUCCUGCUGCCUCCAACGGCCCCAUGUCCUCGGGUGACAUCUGUCACCUCCCACCGGUGACUGGCCCGUGCAGGGGACGCUUCCGUCACUACGCCUACAACCCUGCCACGGGGACCUGCCAGCCAUUCAUCUACAGCGGCUGCGGGGGGAACCCCAACAACUUCAACACGGUGGAGGAGUGCCAGCAGGUCUGCCAGCAACGAGGGAGAGCCAAGGAGUGACACCAAGGAGGAGGCAGCAGUGGGGCCUGGGUCCCCCUGCGGGGCCAGCAGCCCGGGGGCCGGGGUCUGCGGCGGUGCCGGCCGCCACGCUCUGCCCCAUGCAAUAAAGCUACCAGGACGCCUGGCUUGCAGCA
Gymnogyps californianus (California condor) is the source of this 722-nucleotide messenger RNA. RefSeq names its product eppin-like. Gene Ontology annotation, molecular function: serine-type endopeptidase inhibitor activity. Lineage: Eukaryota; Metazoa; Chordata; Aves; Accipitriformes; Cathartidae. Gene Ontology annotation, biological process: negative regulation of peptidase activity. The transcript has 4 exons. Gene Ontology annotation, cellular component: extracellular region. The annotation marks the transcript as partial. The record is from RefSeq and is a predicted model, not a curated record.